This is a messenger RNA of Parathielavia appendiculata, 1254 nucleotides long. Its product is annotated as Oxysterol-binding protein. The transcript has 3 exons. The record is from RefSeq and is a predicted model, not a curated record. NCBI's taxonomy places the organism in Eukaryota, Fungi, Ascomycota, Sordariomycetes, Sordariales, Chaetomiaceae. Gene Ontology annotation, cellular component: cytosol; intracellular membrane-bounded organelle; membrane. The coding region runs from base 1 to 1254 and encodes 417 amino acids. Gene Ontology annotation, molecular function: oxysterol binding.
AUGGAAUCCGCACCCUCCACGACGCAGCAAUCCGGCGGCGCAGGGGGGGCCGGUUGGGGUGCCUUUCUCAAGUCAAUUGCAUCCUUCAACGGCGAUCUUUCCACUCUCACCGCACCGCCCUUCAUUCUCUCGUCAACCAGCCUGACCGAGUUCAGCUCGUACUGGUGCGAGCACCCUUCCAUCUUCGCCGCCCCGGCCCAGGAACCAGACGCCGCCAAGAGAGCACUCCUUGUUCUGAAGUGGUUCUUGACCACCCUGAAGCAACAGUAUGCCAGCCGGAGUGAGCAAUACGGCAACGAGAAGAAGCCGCUCAACCCAUUUCUGGGCGAGCUGUUUUUGGGCAGGUGGGAGGACGACGCUGGCACAACCGAGUUGAUCAGCGAGCAGGUCAGCCACCAUCCGCCGGCGACCGCAUACAACAUCACCAACCUUCCCAGCGGCGUCCGAUUGGAAGGCUACAAUGCCCAGAAGGCGUCAUUUUCCAAGACCAUCAAUAUCAAGCAGAUUGGACAUGCCGUGCUCACGGUUUCCGCGCCGUCGGCCGCAGAGCCGGACACGUACUUAAUCACUCUGCCGUCUCUUCACAUUGAGGGUCUCAUCUUCGGCUCGCCUUUCAUCGAACUCGAGGGUAGUUCCUACAUCACCUCGUCCACUGGCUUCACGGCCAAGAUCGACUACAGCGGGAAAGGCUGGCUGUCGGGCAAAAAGAACUCCUUCACGGCCGUUCUGUACCCUACCGGGAAGGAGAAGGACAUUCUCUUUAACGUCUCGGGUCAGUGGACCAAGUCCUUCGAAAUCCACUCGGGUCCUGCCAAGCACAAUAGCAAAGAUAAUCUCGUUGAGAGCUGGAAUCCCUUGCCGCUCAGCGAACUCAUCGUUGCCCCUUUGGAGAAGCAGCACCCGCUGGAAUCGAGGAGGGCGUGGGCCAAGGUGGCGGCCGCGAUUGCUAAAGGCGAUCUUGACACAGUUAGCACUGAGAAGGGAAAGAUAGAGAAUGCCCAGCGAGAGAUGCGGGCCAAAGAGAAGGCCGAGGGACGCACAUGGUCACGACGCUAUUUCACCGCUCAGCACGAUGGUGCGGAUUGGGUCCUGACAAAACUGGGGGCCGCAGUUGGCCUGCCAGAGAACGGUGAUGCCGACAAGACGGGCGGUCUCUGGAGGUUUGACUUGGCCAAGGCCGAUGCGGCACGCAGGGAAACUCCGCCAAGCGAGGAAGAAGCGAGGAAAUUGGCGAGCGAGUUGCUGGGACAGUGA